AUGGCUUCAAGUUCACAAAUCAUUCAACAACCACAUCUACCAAGGUUUAAUGGAAGGAAUUACUUUCACUGGAGCAUACAGAUGAAAGUAAUGUUUGAGUUUCAAGAUCUAUGGGGAAUAAUAGAGAGUGGAGUAGUCGAACCAGAAAAUCCUAUUGCACUAACAUCACAGCAGACCAUCGAUCUUAAUGAAUAUAAGAAAAAAGACAAGAAGGCAAUGUUCCUUAUCUAUCAAACAGUAGAUGAGAACAUCUUUGAGAUGAUCUCUGCAUGUGAAACUGCAAAAGACGCAUGGGAGAUGCGUUUUAAAGCAUAUAGAGGAGAAGAAAAAGUCAAAACUGUUAGAUUGCAAACCUUGAGAUGCGAGUUCGAUAGUUUAAAGAUGAAGGAUACGGAAUCUGUGGAAGAAUUCUACACACGGGUUAUCGUACUUCUUAACCAGAUGCGUUUAAACGGUGAAAGCAUAAGUGACAGGAGAGUUGUGGAGAAAAUACUAAGGAGCCUUACAAGGAAAUUUGAAUACGUGGUGGUGGCAAUAGAGGAGUCCAAAGAUCUGUCAACCCUUUCACUUGAAACUCUGUUGGGGACCCUACAGUCCCACGAACUCAGGAUGAGGCAAUUUGACACAAACACUCUGGAGCAUGCUUUCCAGACACACACAUCAUGGGAGACAAGUCCAAGUGAUAAACAGAAAAAUAUGGAUCCAAGCAGGGAAGAAAGUUCGACUUCUUUCAAAGGAAAAGGCAGAGAGGAGUCUGACAAAAAGGAUGUAAGAACAGGUGAUGAUAAAAAAUUAAGUGUCUGCGGGAGUGGUGAAGUUGCUGUCAAGAUCAAAAAUAAAGAAAAGAAAAUACCAAACGUGUUUUAUGUCCCUAGACUUAAACACAAUUUGUUAAGUGUUGGACAAUUAGUUUUAAAAGGCUAUAAGAUUGUCUUUAAGGAAGAAAGUUGUGAGGUCUAUGACCCUAAGGGUAUCUUGAUUGGGAAAGUCACUAUGACCGAAAACAAGAUGUUUCCAAUCAAAUUUACAAAUGAGGACUUUUUCUCUUUAACUAUGAAUAUCAAGGAUUCUUCUCUUCUUUGGCAUAACAGAUUUGGGCACAUGAGCUUAAACACUUUGGCUCAUAUGCACAAAAUAGAAUUAGUCAAAGGUCUUCCUGCAAUCACCACUGUGAACCACAUAUGUGAAGGAUGUGCAUUGGGUAAACAUGCUAGAGCAGCAUUUCCACAUGACAAUGCCUGGAGAGCAUCUAAACAACUAGAGCUUAUCCAUUCAGACAUCUGUGGACCAAUGCGAACACCCUCAUUUGGUGAAAGCAGAUACUUUUUGACCUUCAUUGAUGACUACAGUAGGAGGAUUUGGACAUACUUUAUCAAGGAAAAAUCUGAAGCAUUCAACUGCUUUGUAAUCUUCAAAGCAAUGGUUGAGAAUCAAAGUGAAUGCAAGAUUAAAACCUUGAGGACUGAUAGAGGGGGAGAAUAUAUAUGA
Cynara cardunculus var. scolymus (artichoke) is the source of this 1488-nucleotide messenger RNA. RefSeq lists its product as uncharacterized. The transcript has 2 exons. Lineage: Eukaryota; Viridiplantae; Streptophyta; Magnoliopsida; Asterales; Asteraceae. The coding region runs from base 1 to 1488 and encodes 495 amino acids. Gene Ontology annotation, biological process: DNA integration. Gene Ontology annotation, molecular function: nucleic acid binding. The record is from RefSeq and is a predicted model, not a curated record.